Messenger RNA from Racocetra fulgida, 300 nucleotides. Lineage: Eukaryota; Fungi; Glomeromycota; Glomeromycetes; Diversisporales; Gigasporaceae. The record is from the annotation of a GenBank genome assembly.
AUGCAAGAAGACAAGAUAAGUAAAGUGAAAAAAAAUAAUUUGAUGAAAAUGAAAGAAGGCAAAUCCACAGAAGCACAAGAAGGCAAAAUUAGUGAAGGCAAAAGCAGCAAAAUGCGAGAAGGCAAACCAGCAAAAAUCCAAAAAAGCAAAAACAGCAAAGUGCAAGAAAGCAAACUAGCAAAAAUGAAAAAAACAAGAUCAGCAAAGCGCAAAAAACUAAAUAAAAGCAAACAUCAAGAAAAUAUAGAAACUCCAACAAACACUGAAAUGACUCACCAAGAACGUCGAAGAAAUACUUAA